Messenger RNA from Aegilops tauschii subsp. strangulata, 3784 nucleotides. Its product is annotated as wall-associated receptor kinase 17. Gene Ontology annotation, biological process: protein phosphorylation; cell surface receptor signaling pathway. Gene Ontology annotation, cellular component: plasma membrane. NCBI's taxonomy places the organism in Eukaryota, Viridiplantae, Streptophyta, Magnoliopsida, Poales, Poaceae. Gene Ontology annotation, molecular function: calcium ion binding; ATP binding; protein serine/threonine kinase activity. The record is from RefSeq and is a predicted model, not a curated record.
CACGUAGAUGUGUUCAAGAGCAUAGUGCAAAGCUAAGGUCAAUCCAUUUUCCACAGAUUGGGCAAGGAAGGCGCCGAUGAUGAUGGGAGAGUGCCACCAAAAGCAACGCUCCCUCCAUUCAACAACAUAGUGAUUUUGUAAAGAGAAAUUCCAUAAUGUAAGCAGCGAGCCAGCCGUGGUGGACCUGAACAAUGACAUCCUGUCACGGGCGCCAUCUUUCCUCAGUUGUCGCAACGUAUGGUCUUGACUCUUGACGUCCAUUUCGACCUUAUGCAUUGACUCGCAUGAACAAUGUCGGUCUUCGCCGUAGCUGUGAUGCAAUAUUUACAGCUGUUGCCAUUUCCUUCCGAGUGACAACGAUUGAAGAUAUUGACAUCUUCAGAGACCGCGCAAUUGCAUAACAGCACACGCAGAUGGAAACUAUUGAAAAUGAAGUCAGGCACUUGGCAAGGAUUAUAAAUUCCCAACUCAGCAAGGUAAUGACUGUAAAUUUGAUCAGCAAUCAAGUCAGACACUUGGUCUUCGCCUCUUCGGCAAGCAAGAAGAGGCUGGCUUCCGAGCGUGGGUGGCUGGGCUGGAGACCCAGGCUGGGAGCGCGGGCUUGGAUUGAACAUCAGUGAAAAAACAAGAGCUAAUACACGACAUGCAUUACGACGGAAGAGGUUUGUUCAAGAUCAAAAAAGGACACAUAAAUCUGAGGGCUUUUGCACAAAAUCACCAUCGCCAGGAGACCACUAGAAAAGUCGACACUUUGAACAAAGCGUAGCAACCACACCGUGCAUUCGCUCCCGUGCACAACCGAGAGGAAGAGAGGAGACAUGCCGUGCGGAAGAGAGAGCAGAUCAGCGGCGGUGGCUGGGGUGCCCGCACGGCGGCUCCGCCCGCUUGUGCUAAUGCUCGUCCUCUUCUCGGCGAUGACCCGCCGCGCACUCUCACGGAGCCUGGCGCUGCCACCACUGCCGGCGCCGGUGGUGCGGAACAUAACGUGCAACACCAUCCCAUAUCCAUUUGGUGUCCGAGGCAGAUCCCUCCCCGGCUUCGAGGUAAUCUGCGGGCGGAACAAGGAAGCCAUGCUGGAGAUCAACGAGAGCAGCUAUAAAAUCGACUAUGUGUCGGUGGAAGACGCCUUCGUCGUCAUCUUAGUCGGGCCCAUCAGCCAAGUCUGCUACGACCGCAACGGCAAGCAGACGCAGGCCACCGGAAUCGGCAAUAUCAGCUUGGAGGGGACGCCGUUCACCUUCUCCAAGCGCAAUAAGCUGGUCGCCAUUGGAUGCGACUACAAGCUAUCUGCUAACUUCAGCAACUCGAUGCCCGGUCACAGCCAGUGGCAGCCUAUCAACUGCAACUCCUUUUGCGACGGAAAAUCUUGUCCUUACGAUGCAGCUUGCUGCGAGGCCCCCAUGCCUCUGAUUGACGCUGCUCGAGAGUUCACCUUGACGUUCGACAAGUUACCAGGGCAAUUCACUGCUGACGAGAACGGCACUUGCAGCGCUGCGUUCUUCUACGACCAAGACGAGCAAGUCUUCAAGGGUGGGCAGGAUCCGCUGAAAGACCCGCUGUUGCCGGUUGGUGACCACGGGAUGAUCUUGGAUUGGGCAGUUGGGCAGGGCACGUGCGACCAGGCCUUAACCUACAACUUGAUGUCACUCUGCAACAGUCUGAGUGACUGCAUCGACGCGCCCAGGGGAGUUGGCUAUCUCUGCAAGUGCAACGCAGGGUAUGACGGGAAUCCAUACACUGCAGAAGGGUGCGUAGAUAUAAACGAAUGCCGGAAUUUGGACAGCAACCCUUGCAACAUUACAAAAUUCUGCAACAACACGAAAGGAGGUUUUACUUGCUCAUGUCCCCCUGACUUGAUUGGUGACGGUUACAAGAACGGGACAGGCUGCACUGAGGCGCCCCUUCCAUCUGGUUCCCCUAUGCAACAAUCGCAAGGUUUGAACGUGUGCACUCACCCUGAGAGGAACCCCUGCAUGUACUUGGAGUACUGCAAAGAUGGGCAGUGCUCUUGUCCUCAAGGCAUGAUUGGUGAUGGCCGUGAAAGGGGAAGUGGCUGUCAAAAAAAGCGCUUUCCUGUAGAUGCUGCCUUGGGUGUUGGUCUUGCACUUGUGGUUACAAUAUCUAGCACAGCCUUGUGCUACUACUGGGGCAUGAAGAGAAGAAAGGUGAGAAGAAAGAGAUCCGAGUUAUUCCGUAAGAAUGGAGGCUUGCUGUUGCAGCAGAGAUUUUCAGCAAUCACAUCUCAAAGUAGGGACUCGUCAGCAAAGAUAUUCAGUGCGGAAGAGCUCAAGACUGCGACUAACAACUACAGUGAGACUCGAAUCCUUGGCCGAGGUGCAUAUGGCACAGUGUAUAAGGGUGUUCUUCCAGAUGAGACCGUGGUUGCAGUAAAGAAGUCUAGGGUGUUUGAUGAGAGCCAGGUGGAGCAAUUUGUCAAUGAGAUCACCAUCUUAUCACAGACUGAUCACCCGAAUGUUGUCAAGCUUUUGGGGUGUUGUCUAGAGACAGAGGUGCCUUUAUUGGUGUAUGAGUUCAUACCCAAUGGAACGCUCUUCCAGCAAAUCCAAAACAAAAGUGCACCUCUCUCCUUAACAUGGGAGGAUACCUUAAGGAUAGCUGAACAAAUAGCAGAAGCACUUGCAUAUCUGCAUUCCACUUCUUCUAUACCAAUUAUUCACAGGGAUAUCAAAUCAAGCAACAUACUGUUGGAUGAGAACUUUGUGGCUAAAAUAUCAGACUUUGGUGCAUCAAGAUCAGUUCCAUUUGAUCAAACUCAUGUAACCACCCUUAUUCAAGGUACUAUAGGGUAUCUCGAUCCUGAAUAUUUCCAAAGCGGCCAGCUCACAGAGAGGAGUGAUGUCUACAGUUUUGGAGUAGUUCUUGCAGAACUAUUGACAAGGCAGAAGCCUAUUUCUGUAGGCAGGCCAGAAGAAUCAUGCAACUUAGCCAUGCAUAUGGUGAUUGUAGUCAAUGAAGGGCGCCUACUUAAGGAGAUAGAGCCGCACAUUUUGGAAGAAGCAAGUGAAGAGCAACUCUAUGCAGUUGCGCAGCUCUCUGUGAGAUGCUUAAGUAUGAAUGGACAAGAACGACCCAUUAUGAAGGAGGUUGCGUCAGUUUUAGAGGAGCUAAGAAAGUCAUUCAUCAAGGAGCAAACUAUGAGAAAAACAGUUGAACCAUAUAAUGAACAAGGGAACCUUCUACGUGAAGCAAGCUCAACUUCCAGCCUGCACCGUUCAGAAGGAAGUACACAGUUGAGCAUGGAGGCUGAAAUGAAAGUUUCUUGUCAGAGUCCAAGAUGAUCCUUCUCAUAGUAAUUUAAUGUCAGUUGACAGCUCAAGACAAUGUGUAAUAUAGUUAUGGAGAAUUGGGUAAAAUAGCUCAGAGUAAUCACUAUUUACUUAUUCUUGAUAUCCCACAAAUCACCACAAAUUCUUGAUAUCACAAUUGUGGGUUCAUAUCCAAUUUUACUUCUGAGAUUUACACUAAGUGAAUAUGGCAUCACAUUUGUUCCUAAUUUUGAUCUGAAUCAAGCAAUAAAAAACCGUCUCGACAGACUGACAUCGAGAUGUAUGCAAAACCAGGGGAAUGUGGAGUGCCUGUGAAAACCUAGUCACAUGCUCCUAAUUGGCCUCUGAGGAUUAGGUUGCCAAUUAUGCAGCUAGUCCAUGGUUUAAAAAGGUACUAUGUUGAUCUGAACCCAAUGCAUCGGGUUGCGCCAUUCCAAGUCCUAUUAGCACUUGAGGGCUAGCUUAACGAUGGACAUUUUACACACAACCAGUGAGUU